AUGGUCAUAGACAGAGAGAAAGGUGUAAAAGAUGCUUUUGAAUCACUUGGAAAAAGAAACAAUAGACUUGAGGCAGAUAAAAAUGAUGCAUUGAUCCGUCAAAAGGUUGCUUAUGAGGAUGAAACUGUAGCACAACGAGAAGAAACGGGAAACAAAGCAGGGAAGAAGAUAGUUCUGAGCUCAGCUAAUUGUAAGAACUCUUCAGAUCCUCCUCUUGGUGCCAAUGGAGGAGGAGUAGUUGACAUUGUUGUGUCACUACCAGAUACAAGACAAAAGUGUAAUGCUGAGAUUGGUGUAAAUGGAAGCAACACUGAGAAAAAGAAGAUUAUAGUCGCUGGUGGAACCAAGGAAGCAAAGUGUUUGCUUCAUAAAGAUGGAGAAAGUCAGAGAUCCAAUGAGAAGGAAAAUGUUGAUGGAGGUUUGAAGCAGAAAAAUCUUGCAAUAGAUGAGAUACCAUUGAACCUAGAGACACGUAUGAUGAAGGUGGAGAAGACUUUGGCAAAGAUCAGAGAAUGGAAAACCAUAGCAAGAAACCAGGCCAAAAAUGGAAUUACUGCUUAG
Messenger RNA from Raphanus sativus (radish), 561 nucleotides. RefSeq lists its product as uncharacterized. The record is from RefSeq and is a predicted model, not a curated record. NCBI's taxonomy places the organism in Eukaryota, Viridiplantae, Streptophyta, Magnoliopsida, Brassicales, Brassicaceae. The transcript has a single exon. The coding region runs from base 1 to 561 and encodes 186 amino acids.